Paramacrobiotus metropolitanus is the source of this 1405-nucleotide messenger RNA. Its product is annotated as ATPase ASNA1 homolog. The transcript has 7 exons. Lineage: Eukaryota; Metazoa; Tardigrada; Eutardigrada; Parachela; Macrobiotidae. Bases 200 to 1222 code for a protein of 340 amino acids. Gene Ontology annotation, cellular component: GET complex. Gene Ontology annotation, molecular function: ATP binding; ATP hydrolysis activity. Gene Ontology annotation, biological process: post-translational protein targeting to endoplasmic reticulum membrane. The record is from RefSeq and is a predicted model, not a curated record.
UUUCCAUCAAUUCCCACAGUGAUCUCGUUGCAACCGCCCACGUACUGCGGCUUUGCCCGUGGUUUCGUUGCACAUCGCUGUCGUCGCUGCACGUUGCAACAUGUUCGAAAUUAAAUUUUGAAUUUCGAUCUUUGAGCCGAAUUUAACGAUUUUCCGUUCCUUCUCAUUCUCCACACUGCAGAAUCUGAUUAAUCCCAACAUGGCGACAUCUCCCCAGGAUGAAGAAAUCUCCGAAUUCCACUUAGAACCCACCGUCCGCAGCCUGCUAGAGCAGGAGACGCUGCGCUGGGUGUUUGUCGGAGGGAAAGGUGGCGUGGGCAAAACAACCUGCAGCUGCAGUCUGGCCAUCCUGAUGGCCCGUCGCCGCGAGAGCGUCCUGCUCAUCUCCACGGAUCCGGCGCACAACGUGUCGGACGCGUUUAGACAGAAGUUCACCAAGUACCCCACACUCGUCACGGGGUUCGCCAACCUCUACGCCAUGGAAAUCGAUCCGCAAGUGCACGGGAAGAUCGACGAGAUUGAGGAUCAUGUCCAGACUGAUGAAGAAGAUUUAUGGAGUACGGGACGGAAAAUGAUGCUGGACAUCACCAACUCCCUGCCGGGCAUCGACGAAGCCAUGAGCUACGCGGAAGUCAUGAAGUUGAUCCAGUCGAUGAACUUUAGCGUGGUGAUCUUCGACACGGCGCCGACGGGGCACACGCUGCGUCUGCUGGCCUUCCCCGACGUGUUCGAGCAGGGCCUGAGCAAGAUCAUCCGCCUGAAGAACCGCCUCGGGCCGCUCUUCACGCAGAUCUCCAGCGUGAUGGGCGUGCCGCAGACCAGCUCCGACUUCGAGCAGAUCUCCAAGAAGCUCGACGAUCUCAUCCCCACCAUCCGCAAGAUCAACGAGCAGUUCCACAACCCCGAGAUGACCACCUUCGUCGGCGUCUGCAUCGCCGAGUUCCUCUCGCUCUUCGAGACCGAACGACUCGUACAAGCGCUGGCCAAGCACGGCAUCGACAUCCACACCAUCAUCGUCAACCAGCUGGUGUAUCCCUCCAAAACCCAGCCCUGCUCGCUGUGUAAAUCGCGCGAGCGUCUCCAGCAAAAAUACGUCAAACAGAUUGAAGAUUUAUACGAGGACUUCAACGUGAUCAAGCUGCCGUUGCUGGAGGACGAGGUGCGCGGCAGCGAGGCCAUGGAGAAUUUCUCCAAGAUGCUAAUCACGCCGUAUCAGCCUUAGAAUUAUUCGCUGCAUUAUUUCCCUGUAUCUUCCGUUAAUUAACAAACAACCCGUGCCGUUAAUGUGUUCCAGCUACUCUAUAAUUUGUCCGCCGAAAUAAAAUAAAAAUAAAUAAAAUUUAUUUAAAAUGAGUAAUCGAUUUGUCCACCGAAAUAAAUUAAAAAGAAAUAAAAUACGAAUUAA